CACAGGUCUCGGGCCGCGAAGGGCUCUGGGAAAUGUAGUUCAAAGCAAGAAAGCAACGGAUCCUUUCGGAUUCUUCUCAGUUGCAAGUUGCACCCCCAGGCUGUGAACGCCAGGCCGCCGGGAAGCCGCUGCUACAAAACCCGGCCAGGCCCAAGCCGAUCCCCCUGCCGCAGCGCAGCUCCCGUACCCGAGCCGUGGCCACUCUCCCGGCUCGCACACCGAAGGCCAGACCCGCCCGGCGAGCCGCGGGGCCCUCUGGGAAGUGCUACCCUGCGUCUAACGGACCCAGCUCUCAUUUUUCAGAGUUCUUCCUGCGCUGAGGAACCUUUUAUAAACUCGAUAUUUAUUGAAUGUUGGACAUAUAUCAGUCAGUGGUUGGUGCAUGGGAUAUAGCAGCGGACAAAAGAAGCAACCCUCUCCCCCCAGCUAUCACGAUGCUAAUGUUGUCGAGGACCAGAUAAUAAACAAACUUGUUCAGGACAUCCCUUCCUAAAAAAAAGAGGAAAUGACCGAGUCUGAGGGACUAGUGACAUUCAAAGACGUGGCAAUUGAUUUCACCCCAGAAGAAUGGAAGCAGCUGGAUCCUACUCAGCGGAACCUAUAUAGGAAUGUGAUGCUAGAAAAUUAUAACAACUUAAUCACAGUAGGCCCGCCACUCACCAAACCUGAUGUGAUUUUCAAGUUGGAGCAAGAGGAAGAGCCAUGUGUAGUGGAGAAAGAUGUGUUAUGGAGACACUGUCCAGGAGAGAUUUUGGGAAUUGAUGAACACCAGAAAAUUCAGGACAGACUCUCGAGACAAGUUUUCAAGGGAAUAGUGGUGACUAAUGAAGCCGAUGAAUGUCCUAAGAAAUUUGCAAAUACAUUUUUUCCCAACGCAGACUCCAUUCCUUCUAAACACAAUCUCCAUGAACGUGACAGUGUCAGAAAAUGUUUAGAACCCAAUUUUGGUGACCAUGAUAACGUAAAACACCCGUUGCCAGAGGAACAUUUUGAAUAUGACGAUGCUAUGCAACCAUUCCACACCAGCUCGCCCCAUUUUGUGCUGACCCCCUUUAAGUGCAACCAUUGUGGAAAAGGCUUUAGUCAGACCUUGGACCUCAUCAGACACCUGAGAGUUCAUACAGGGGGGAAACUCUAUGAAUGCCACCAGUGUGGGAAAGGCUUUAGCCACAAGGAGAAACUUAUCAAUCAUCAUAAACUCCAUAGUCGAGAGCAGUGUUAUGAGUGUAAUGAAUGCGGGAAGACUUUCAUCAAGAUGUCAAAUCUCAUUAGACAUCAAAGAAUUCACACCGGCGAGAAACCCUAUGUGUGCCAGGAAUGUGGGAAAUCCUUCAGCCAGAAAUCUAAUCUUAUUGAUCACGAAAAAAUUCACACUGGUGAGAAGCCUUACGAAUGUAACGAGUGUGGCAAAUCCUUCAGCCAGAAACAAAGCCUUGUGGCACAUCAAAAAGUUCACACUGGGGAGAAGCCUUACGCGUGUAACGAGUGUGGUAAAGCCUUCCCUCGGAUCGCUUCCCUUGCUCUGCAUAUGAGAAGUCACACCGGAGAAAAACCAUACAAGUGUGACAAGUGUGGGAAGGCCUUUUCUCAGUUUUCCAUGCUCAUUAUACACGUGAGAAUCCACACUGGUGAGAAGCCUUACGAGUGUGGCGAGUGUGGGAAAGCCUUCUCUCAGAGCUCAGCACUUACGGUACAUAUUAGAAGCCACACGGGCGAGAAACCUUAUGAAUGUAAGGAAUGCAGAAAAUCCUUCAGUCAUAAGAAAAACUUCAUCACCCAUCAGAAAAUCCAUACUCGAGAGAAACCUUACGGAUGCAAUGAAUGUGGAAAAGCUUUUAUCCAGAUGUCAAACCUUGUCAGGCACCAGAGGAUCCACACAGGAGAAAAACCGUAUCUAUGUAAGGAGUGUGGCAAAGCCUUCAGCCAGAAGUCCAAUCUCAUUGCUCAUGAAAAAAUUCACUCUGGAGAGAAACCCUAUGAGUGUAACGAGUGUGGGAAAGCCUUCAGCCAGAAGCAAAACUUCAUUACACAUCAGAAAGUUCAUACGGGAGAGAAACCUUACGAUUGUAACAAAUGUGGGAAAGCCUUUUCUCAGAUCGCUUCCCUCACCCUUCAUCUGAGAAGUCACACGGGAGAAAAGCCUUACGAGUGUGACAAGUGUGGGAAGGCCUUCUCCCAGUGCUCACUACUCAAUUUACACAUGAGAAGCCACACAGGUGAGAAGCCCUACAUAUGUAACGAAUGCGGAAAAGCCUUUUCUCAAAGAACUUCCCUCAUCGUGCAUAUGAGAGGCCACACAGGUGAGAAGCCCUAUGAAUGUAACAAGUGUGGCAAAGCCUUCUCCCAGAGCUCCUCCCUCACUAUCCACAUCCGAGGUCACACGGGCGAGAAACCCUUCGACUGCAGCAAGUGUGGGAAAGCCUUCUCUCAGAUCUCUUCUCUUACGCUUCACAUGAGGAAGCACACAGGAGAGAAGCCCUAUAACUGUAUUGAGUGUGGCAAAGCUUUCAGCCAAAAGUCACACCUUGUCAGACACCAGAGAAUCCACACUCACUAGAGACUCCGUGACCACUGUGAAUGUGAGGACGGCCUUCCAGCAAACACCUCAUACAUAGCACAUGACAUGAUCAGUUCUAGUACUGACUGUAGAAAAGCCUUGUGAAGAACCCAUGCAUUUGUUAGAGAAUUCCCACCAAUUGUAUGAGAAAGCUGAGAGACUGUGAACAAAUACCCAUUGAUAUCAGUAUUCUCAUUCAGAUCUGAAAGAAAAUAUCUGCUGUCAAUCAGUGCACUUGAGCUCCUUGCUGAUGAAUUAAGCAAGAGAAGGAGGUUGGAAAAAGCAGGAACAAUGACUUUUAUAGGCAAUAUGAGACUAUGGGGAAGCAGGUUUUGUAUGAUAAUGUGUCAGGAAGAAAGUCUAAGGUAAUUAGUUGAUGUGCGGACAAAGUUACAAAACAUGCUGAUGAAUGCAAAAGACCAGCUGACAAAGCACGUUAGAAAGUUAUAAAAGUUCACAUACCCUUCCAAGUCUCUCUCUAAAACAAAUAAAACAACAACAAAAAAACAUUUUUUUUUGACAAAACAACUAGGGAAGAUGUUCACUCAUGACUAGAUUAUAAUUAUUUUAAGGUUUUCUUACUUAAACUCUUUUGAGUGAAUAAACUUUUGGAAACAAAUUGAAAUACAAGACGUGGCAAUUUUCUCUCUGCAUGGUGCUGCUGAGAUCAUUGGAAUAAGCCUAGUCUGUUCAUUAUGUGUACAUGUCAUGUGACCAAUACACAUCAUGUGACCAAUUCAUGCCAUGUGACCAAACGUGCUACUUCGUAAACAUAGAUAGACAGAAUCCAUCAGUGAUGAGACGCCCCGCUGAUAGGGUGCUUGCUGCCAAGCCUCAGAGCUGACUACGAUCCCCAGAAUCCACAUGGUAGAUGGAAAGAACUACUCCCACACUUGUCCUCUGACCUCCAAUGGCCAGCCAUGGUAUGCAUGCACACACACACACACACACACACACACACACACACACUCAACAUAGGAAAGGUAAAAUUCUAAAAUCAUGCUGGAAAUAAAGUAGAACAUGUUGCUUUAGCGUAAGAAUAUUUAAAAAACCCUACAGACAUGGAGUAGUCUAUUUUCUUUUAGUGUAUUGGACUCAGAAGUAUCCAUGUAUGUCUGCAAAGAUUUAUCUAUAAAUGUUCCCAGAUUCAUGGUUUGGUUUGCUUUAAAUGAUAUGUAACAUUAUCCUCAAUGCAGAGAUAGAUCAAUAUGUUUAUUUCUAUGAUAGGAUACUAUUCUUUAUUUAAAAUAUACAAAAUUUACAUGUAGUUACAUGGCUAGAUCACAGUAUUUUGAGAGGAAAAAACAAAAUACUCAAUUAACCAUGGUAUAAUAUUUGUAAGUUAAUAAAACAGUUCAAAGAACAGUAUUGGAUAUUGCUCAUGGCCCAUAUAUGAUCUUAGUUGCCUUUGAGGAUGUAGAAAGCUUUUAUGGAAGUUGUUACAUUAGUCUGUAAUACUUCAGUAAAAGAAUAAAAGCAAAUGUUAUAGUGCUAA
Messenger RNA from Mastomys coucha (southern multimammate mouse), 4052 nucleotides. RefSeq names its product zinc finger protein 569. The transcript has 6 exons. Gene Ontology annotation, biological process: negative regulation of transcription by RNA polymerase II. Gene Ontology annotation, molecular function: DNA-binding transcription repressor activity, RNA polymerase II-specific. NCBI's taxonomy places the organism in Eukaryota, Metazoa, Chordata, Mammalia, Rodentia, Muridae. The record is from RefSeq and is a predicted model, not a curated record. The coding region runs from base 506 to 2557 and encodes 683 amino acids.